Messenger RNA from Aspergillus lentulus, 1077 nucleotides. The record is from RefSeq and is a predicted model, not a curated record. Lineage: Eukaryota; Fungi; Ascomycota; Eurotiomycetes; Eurotiales; Aspergillaceae.
AUGACAGACUUUAUGAUCCACGAGAACGGAGUCCGGCUGGGAGAAAAGCGGACACCAACCCAAGAUACACAUAUCCCCGUUCAUCUGCCCCAAUUAUUCGUGCUGUUUCUGUCCGAGAACCCUGUGGUCAAUCCGCACUACGAAGAGGUGAGGAAGGAAUCCGAAGAAUGGCUGGCCAAUGAAUGCUCCUUUGAUGAGAGAUCACGGCGCAUCCUGCAUAAAACUGAUUUCUCGUACUUCUGUUCCGUCGCAGCGCCGGAUGCUGGGCCGGAGGAAUUGCGCACUACCCGAGUACUAAGCUCAUCUCUGGCAGUGUUCGACAACGGAGGCCUGAAGGACGAUUCUGCGCGGGCCCAGCAGCUCAUCGAUAGUUUACUUGCCGGGAUGGGGGAGAGUGCUCAGCUGCCCUCUGAGGCAGACAGUCCCCUGGUUCGAGUUCACAACACAGUAUGGCAGCGUGUGGCUCAGGCUUCUCCCGUUGCCACAGGAGUCCGACGCAGGUUCGCCUCUUCAAUGGGAGAUUACUGCAGGGGCAGCAUAGAACAAGUCCGCACUUGCUCCAUGGGCCGCUACCCAUCUCUGGACGAGAUGCUGGCGUUGCGUAGGCAGUCAGCGGGCGUUACGCCUCUUUUCGCUUUGGUCGAAUACGCGCACAAGCUGGACCUCCCGGACAAUGUCUUCGAGUGCAAAAGUAUCAAGGAGAUAGAACGUAUUGGAGUUGACCUUGUUCUUCUACAAAACGAUAUACUCUCCUACUGCAAGGAAGAGAAAGAAGGCGUAACGCACAACGUCGUCGCGGUAUGCCGUCACUCUGGCAUGCCGGCGCAAAUGGCAUUCAACCAUAUCGGCAAUAUGCUCGUCGCUCGGUAUAGGGACUGGUAUCUUGCAUUGGCCGAGCUUCCGAGCUGGGGUGAGCAUGUCGAUGCUCAAGUGCAGCAAUAUAUUCGGGGCGUGCAGAAUGUCGUGACGGCUAAUUUGAAUUGGAGCUUUCGAUCAGGACGGUACUUUGGAGAUGCAAAGGAUACUGUGCGACGCUCCAUGAUUGUAACGGUCAAGCGGCAAAGUGCAGAUGUUUGA